Molecule: messenger RNA, 1240 nt
Organism: Ziziphus jujuba (common jujube)
Lineage: Eukaryota; Viridiplantae; Streptophyta; Magnoliopsida; Rosales; Rhamnaceae
Product: glucan endo-1,3-beta-glucosidase, basic isoform
Exons: 2
Coding region: 67-1104 (345 amino acids)
Biological process (GO): carbohydrate metabolic process
Cellular component (GO): cell wall; plasma membrane
Molecular function (GO): hydrolase activity, hydrolyzing O-glycosyl compounds
Source: RefSeq, a predicted model, not a curated record
CGUGAAAGCUUUUGAAGCAGAGUUUGCAAUAUCUAGCUCUUAGCUUUUUUCUAUAUUCUCUCAGCCAUGGCUAUGUCCUUAUCAGUUGCCAAAUCUCCUUCCAUUUUUUCCACAAUGCUGCUACUUGGCCUGCUCAUGGCCACUAGCCUGGACAAAACUGAUGCUCAAAUUGGUGUAUGUUAUGGAAUGCUUGGAGAUGCGCUGCCACCACCAGGAGAAGUUGUAGCUCUCUACAACCAAUACAGCAUCAGAAGAAUGAGACUCUAUGAUCCAAACCAAAAUGCUCUCCGAGCACUUGGAGGUUCCAACAUCGAGCUCAUGCUUGGUCUUCCCAACCCUGACCUCCAAAGGAUUGCCUCCAGCCAAGCCAACGCAGAUUCUUGGGUCCAAAACAAUGUCAGAAACUUUGGCAAUGUAAAAUUCAAAUACAUUGCAGUGGGAAACGAAGUGAAACCAUCGGACCAGUUUGCACAGUUCCUCGUCCCUGCCAUGCAAAACAUCCAAAAUGCUAUUAACUCUGCCGGUCUUGGGAACCAAAUCAAGGUCUCCACUUCCGUAGACACUGGAGUACUUGGAGAAUCCUUUCCUCCAUCAAAGGGAACCUUCAAGCAGGAUCAUAGAGCCCUUAUUGAUCCCAUAAUCCGGUUCUUGGUGAACAACAGAUCUCCAUUGCUGGUUAACGUGUACCCAUAUUUUAGUUACAUUGGAAACACCAGAGACAUCAGUCUUGAUUAUGCACUUUUCAGAUCUCAAUCAGUUGUGGUGCAAGAUGGGCAACUUGGUUACCGAAAUCUCUUUGACGCCAUUCUUGAUGCUGUUUAUGCUGCCCUUGAGAAGUCUGGUGGAGGGUCUUUGGAGAUUGUUAUCUCUGAGAGCGGUUGGCCUUCAGCUGGAGGCACUGCAACCACAGUUGAUAAUGCAAGGACUUAUAACUCCAACUUGGUUCAACAUGUCAAGACAGGGACACCAAAGAAGCCAGGAAGGGCUAUUGAGACUUACUUGUUUGCCUUGUUUGAUGAGAAUAGAAAGAAUCCGGAGUAUGAGAAGCACUGGGAGCUAUUCUUCCCAAACAAGCAGCCAAAAUAUCCUAUUAAUCUAAAUUAAGUAGUGAGUAAACUUGUGAGAAUAAGGACACGUAUACACCUUAAACAGUAUAUUUAUAUAUAUAUAUAUAUAUAUAGAAAAUAAAGUGGAAUUAUGAUCCUCCACAUUCUCUAAUGAAUUGAUUAUCUUAUGGUUA